CUGGUGCCUGGCAAGAGUCUGCGUUCAAAGGCUGAGGAAUUUGGAGGCUUCUGUCCAAGAGUGAAAGCAGUAGGGACAAACGUGCCCGCUCCAGAAGGGUCCGGUUGGUGUGCGCAGGGUCGAGCUUCCCUCCCCUCCACCACUUUACCCUGUCAGGGCCCCUGGUCCUGCAGAUGGUGCUGCCCACAUUCAGGGUGGAUUUUAUCACUCAGUGCGCUGAGCCACAUGCCACGCAUUCCCGGGAGCAGCCUCACAGACACACCCAGGAGUGACUUCACCAAUUAUCCAGGUGUCUCUUAAUCAGCUAAAGUGACAGCCAGGAUUAGCAGCUCCCCAGGCUGUCAUAAUCCUCCCCACUGUUCAUGGCACUUGCAAAGGUCUACAUGCACACAUGGUUUUCUUGCAUGUGAUCUUACAGGUGUUCUCUGCACUGCCAGCUCAGAGAUAGGAAUGACUGUCUUAUUCCUUACAGGGCCCAUACUGCGAUUGGCAUGUGCUUGGAGAAAGUUGCUAUUUGAAAGAAGCCAUGAGGAACCUCCACAUCUGGACUAAAAUAGGACAUGGAGUUCCUGCAGGGGAUCCAUGGGAAGCAGAGCGAUGACCUCACCCCACCUGGCUCCUGGGCAGCUGAUGGUGAUUGGCGAGUUCGCCUGAGAAGGCGGGAUCUGUUUCCAUGGUGUCAGCACAGCAACAGUCCAGGCUAAGGCUGCCUGCAGCACAGAGCUCUUGGAGGUCCCACACACAGAUCAGCUUUCCAGAUUCCUGGAGAUACAUUUUGCUGGCCGGUGGAAACUUCUAGUUGAAUCCCUCCCAAGUAGCUGGGACUACAGAUGUGUGCCACCGUGCCCAGCUGAUACAGAAAUCUGAGGAAGAAAUCUGGCAAAGAAUAAAGAGUGGCCAUAGAAUUUCCGAACAGAGUGUCUCUCCUGCAGUUGGUCAUGGAACUGACCAAAAUGUCAGACAUGACAAGGCUCCACCAAGCCGUGGCCGUGGGGGACUAUGGCGCGGUGAAAUGGAUUCUGAAGAAAGGCCUCUGUGACCCCAAUCACAAGGACCCCGACUGGAACGACCGGACCCCACUUCACUGGGCUGCAAUCCGAGGGCACAUGGAGGUGCUGCAUCUCCUGCUGGAGCACGGAGCCAGGCCCUGCCUGGUCACGGAUGUGGGCUGGACCCCAGCUCACUUUGCAGCCGAGUCAGGUCACCUGGGGGUCCUCAAGGUCCUUCAUGCCCUGCAUGCCGCCAUCGAUGCCCCUGACUUCUUUGGGGACACACCCAAGAGGAUCGCACAGAUCUAUGGGCAGAGUGCCUGCGUGGCCUUCCUGGAGAUGGCUGAGCCGCAGUGUCGUGCCCACCGCCUGGCCGGGCUCCCCCAGGAUGAGCGUGACCCCGACUGGGAUGCCGGGAAGAGCCGGCUGCAGCGCUCACUUCGGUCCGCAGCACCAAGCACCAGUAGGGAGGAGAGGAGGCCACUGUGGGGCGCGGCUUGGCGACACCCGGGGGCGGGGCUGCUGCCUUCCAGGGACCCUGUAGCCCACACCAGGGGUCAUAGAGCACCCUCUGUCACCCAGGGGCCUGGCAGCAGUGUCCUUCUGCAGCCCAGCAGUCAGAGCUGAAGCCGUGGGGGACCGGAGGACAGGAACAGGUGCCAGCUGUCAGCUGCCUGUGUGUAUCUCCAGUAAUGGGCACCUCCGGCCUCCCUGCCCCACUCUAAUAAUGGGAAUUUGGGGACCAAAAGGUUCUCCAGGAUGCGGGGAACAGUGGUAAAAGCAAAAUUCUAACUCUCCCACACCCUCUGCUCAAUCAGUCCAUCAAACCUUCCCUGCUCUCACAGCGAGGAGAUCAGGACAUGGACACCUGCAUCUCUGAUUCCUUCAUGGGGCAGGAGCCACACAACCAGAACAGGCUCUGUGACCCUGAUCCCCGGGAGGAGGAGCAGGGCAGCGACCAGCUCAGUGCAGGAGAGCUGAGCCCCAGACUGCCGAGUUCUGUCUCCUAACUGAUGAGAGAGCAUGCAAAGGACUGCAACCUGUGGUUUCAGCUGCACAUUUGAGAAAAUUGGAACCCAGAUCCAAUAUUUCCGAUAAAAAUACAUCAGCUGAGUUAAGGUGUAAAGUACACAUUGGGUGAUGACCUUUGUACAAAAACAUGCAAAAUGUUCCUAACAAUGUUUAUCAUUGAUUUUUGGACAUGGUAAUACUUUAGAUAUUUUAGGACUGAACUAAAUUUAUUAUCAAAAUUAAUUUUUGCUCUUGCUUUGCACUUUUAUAAACAUGGUUUCUCUUCUGUGAGACCCAAGACAUAAACAAAUAGCAAAACAAAAGAUAGAGAAUAGGGAGCGGGGAGAUAGAUCUGUCUCAAAUGGGAAGGGCACCAAGACAAGGGAGGGGGCAGCGGGGAGGCAGAGUGGGUGAAAAAGCGUAAGAUGCGUCAUGUGUGUGUACAGGGCUGCACAAGGCCUGGGGACACUGCAUACUGCAGGCAUGUACAAGAGGAAAGGAAAGGAAAGAAUCAAGAGGUGGGUGGAGCAAGGGGAAAGGGAUGAAAAGGAAUCAGAAGAAGCCGCCAUGUUGGAACUUAGGCGGCUGCGCAAGAAAGCAAUUUGCCUGCCCUUUUGGUAAGCGCCCUUGGCACCAGCCAGGAGGAGAACUAGUCAGCUGUUCCCGUGAGCAUACUGGCACGUGGGCUGAGAAUCAAACAUCCCCUGCACCCACCCUCAGCAACUGGGGACAGAGGUCUGAGCAUCUCUUGGAUGACCAUAUGCAAUAUAGCAAAUUACAGGAAGCUCCUUCUAUGUUCUGUUUGAAGGUAAAGAUUGCUUUCACUGUUUUGUUUUGUUAUGAUUGUUUUGCUCUAUUCAAUAUUCUCUUUCAGUUGGUUUUAUAGUCUGCUUUUGGUUUGAUUUCGCUAUACCUGAUUGAAAGGACAACUAUUCUGAAGAUAACGAGAUAUACUAUGGUACCUGUUACUGUUAUCCCAGUAUCCUGCUGUGAAGUUCUGUUCCAAUGUCACUACAUUGUCUCUGUUGGCUUUAUUUUAUCUUGUUCUGUUGUAUUUUUACUACUUUCUAAGUGAAAUUUUUUAAAAAAGGAAUUAGAUUAUUUGCAUACUCACCACUUCCCACAACAUUAUGUACUGCAAACACGUGCUAAUAAAAGAAUCUUACAAAUUAGAGAAAGA
Molecule: messenger RNA, 3180 nt
Organism: Cavia porcellus (domestic guinea pig)
Lineage: Eukaryota; Metazoa; Chordata; Mammalia; Rodentia; Caviidae
Gene: Ankrd66
Product: ankyrin repeat domain 66
Exons: 6
Coding region: 939-1616 (225 amino acids)
Cellular component (GO): nucleus
Molecular function (GO): protein binding
Source: RefSeq, a predicted model, not a curated record